UGCUAAAUCACUCCUAAAGCCUCAUCUCAAAUCUACUCUCAGUCUCUCUUUGAGCGCCGUUUUUCACAUCCAGUAGUGUUCUCAUGGCAUCAGACAAGAAGAUCAAGAUCGGAAUCAAUGGAUUUGGAAGGAUUGGCCGAUUGGUGGCCAGGGUGGCUCUUCAAAGAGACGAUAUUGAGCUCGUUGCAGUCAACGAUCCUUUCAUCAGCACUGAAUACAUGACGUACAUGUUUAAGUAUGAUUCUGUUCAUGGCGCUUGGAAGCACUUUGAUAUUAAAGUGAAGGACUCUAAGACCCUUCUCUUUGGAGAGAAGCCCGUCACUGUUUUCGGACUCAGGAACCCUGAGGAGAUCCCAUGGGCUGAGGCCGGUGCUGAAUAUGUUGUUGAGUCAACUGGUGUCUUCACAGAUAAGGAAAAGGCUGCUGCCCACUUGAAGGGUGGUGCUAAGAAGGUUGUCAUUUCUGGCCCAAGCAAAGAUGCGCCCAUGUUUGUUAUCGGAGUUAACGAGAAGGAAUACAAGCCAGAGCUUAACAUUGUUUCCAAUGCUAGCUGUACUACCAACUGCGUUGCUACCCUCGCCAAGGUUAUCAAUGAUAAGUUUGGAAUUGUGGAGGGUCUCAUGACCGCUGUCCAUGCCAUCACUGCCACUCAGAAGACUGUUGAUGGUCCAUCAAACAAGGACUGGAGGGGUGGACGAGCUGCUUCCUUUAACAUAAUUCCCAGCAGCACCGGAGCUGCUAAGGCUGUUGGAAAAGUUCUGCCCCAGCUGAAUGGCAAAUUGACAGGAAUGUCUUUCCGAGUCCCUAUAGUUGAUGUCUCAGUUGUUGACCUUACUGUCAGGCUAGAGAAAAAAGCAACCUAUGAGCAGAUCAAAGCUGCCAUCAAAGAGGAAUCAGAGGGUAACCUGAAGGGAAUCUUGGGAUACACUGAAGAUGAUGUUGUGUCUACUGACUUCAUUGGUGACAACAGGUCAAGCAUAUUCGAUGCCAAAGCUGGAAUCGCUUUGAAUGAUAACUUUGUAAAGCUUGUUGCUUGGUAUGACAAUGAAUGGGGUUACAGUACCCGUGUGAUUGAUUUGAUUGCCCACAUUGCAUCUGUUGCUUAAAUCCUUCCAGGCGCAUUGGAUCACCCGGAUUUGAAUUUUGUCUCACUGGAGGAUGUGUCGAAUAUUUGGGGUGUUUCAGAAUAAGCAUUUGUGCUGUCCUUAGUGUAGGCACAAAGCAAUCUAUUUCGAGUGUGCCCUGUUAUCUUAUAGCAUAUAUAGGUUUUCCCUUCUCUUGUUCAAUAGAAACGGAUCUUACGUUGUCCAAGGGUGAAAAAGAAAGAGAGAAAACUAUACAAUGCCCAGUCAUCUGAUGGCAUACAUAGGUUUUCCCUUCUCUUGUUCAAGAGAAACGGAUCUUACGUUGUCAGGGGGGAAGAAAGAAAGAAAGAAAACUAUACAAAAGUAACAUUGGGUUUCUGACAUCUUUGUUUUUGUU
Neltuma alba is the source of this 1482-nucleotide messenger RNA. Its product is annotated as glyceraldehyde-3-phosphate dehydrogenase, cytosolic. The transcript is spliced from 12 exons. The record is from RefSeq and is a predicted model, not a curated record. Gene Ontology annotation, biological process: glucose metabolic process; glycolytic process. The coding region runs from base 84 to 1106 and encodes 340 amino acids. Gene Ontology annotation, molecular function: NADP binding; NAD binding; glyceraldehyde-3-phosphate dehydrogenase (NAD+) (phosphorylating) activity. Gene Ontology annotation, cellular component: cytosol. NCBI's taxonomy places the organism in Eukaryota, Viridiplantae, Streptophyta, Magnoliopsida, Fabales, Fabaceae.